CUUCGAAGCGUUGUGUGGGCUGACUGCGUUCAAGCAAUUGCAAUGGCUGCAACACCUCUGAUCAUCAUUGGAAAGGUUAUUUACGACUCACAGAGUGCCAGACCGCCACUCAGGCCUCUGAGUGACUUCAACGUUACGCAAAACAUAUUCAGAACAAAGUUUGACCUGACAAGCGAAGAGAACUUUUGGAGUUGCCUGGCAGGAGCGCUGCCUUAUAGCUUUGUGCGCACUGGGUUCGACCAGAUGGCAGUACAACGGUUCAUCGCUGCAAGGACGCUACGACAAGCGAAAAGGAUGGCAAUCACUGGGGCUGUAUUUGUCGUCACCUUUCUUGUGGUGGCAGCGUUCGGUGCUUUGGCAAUAAUAUACUGGUACAGAGAUUGCGACCUAGUCUUAUCAGGUGCCAUCAGCAGCUACGACAAGGUUGUUCCGUACUUCGUGAGAGAGCGUCUUUCUGAUGUCACAAUGCUGCGGGGCGUAUUCUUGGCUGGCCUUGUGAGCGCUUCUACAAGCACGGUGUCGUCAAUCGUCAAUUCUCACGCAGCCACGUUCUACAUCGAUGUCGUCUCGCCGUACAUAGAGAUGAGCGAGAGCACAGCGCUACAUGUGAUGCGUCUUCUAGGUAAGUAA
Molecule: messenger RNA, 630 nt
Organism: Rhipicephalus sanguineus (brown dog tick)
Lineage: Eukaryota; Metazoa; Arthropoda; Arachnida; Ixodida; Ixodidae
Product: putative sodium-dependent multivitamin transporter
Exons: 5
Coding region: 43-630 (195 amino acids)
Biological process (GO): sodium ion transport; transmembrane transport
Cellular component (GO): membrane
Molecular function (GO): symporter activity
Source: RefSeq, a predicted model, not a curated record